CAAGUAAACACCCGAGCGCAAAUGCGGACUAUAUAUAUAUCAGCCCCUCUCGGUCUCACGAGCAUAUUUUCCACAUCAACCUCGAAUCUUCAAACAUAAGAGAUUGUCCAUCAUGGGUUCGAUAGCACCACUGAAAAUCGCCGUCCUCAUAAACAGCCCACCCGGCAAUGAAUUCUGGAAUGACGUGAAAAAGGCAUACGACGAUGCAUUUCACUCAGUCGCAUCGGAUGCCCAGAUUGACUGCUACGAUCCCGUGUUCGACGCCAACUUCCCCGAUCCCGGAAAAUACGACUUUAUCGUCCUAAGCGGAGGGAAAGCCGAUUCCUCUUCAUCAGAGCCAUGGGUGCUGGGAGUGCUGGAUUUCGUCCGGAACACGGCGCGAGACUUUCCCAAGGUCAAGAUGCUGGGUAUCUGCUGGGGUCAUCAAGCCAUUCAACGGGCGCUGGGAGGUAUUGUUCAUGCUGUUCCGACUGGUCCAAUUGCCGCAAUUCAGGAUACUAAACUGACCCCAGAGGGUAAGGACUUUUUCCGCUUCGCUCCAGGAACCGAGUCCUAUCGAGCACCCGAAUUCCACGUCCGCGAAGUAGCCAAACCGGCACCCAACUUUAUCCAUCUCGCAGAAGGCCACGAAUGUUUUGUGAACGAAGCGAACACAAUCCUCACUUUCCAGGCCCACCCGGAAAUUCACAACGCUCUUGCGAAGAAAAUGUUUGCCGAUGAGGAUGAUGUGUAUACCGGCAACUCGUCAAAGGAGCAGAUUGCGAAGGAAAUUGAGAAGCUGGAUAAGCCGAUGGAUGGUCGAUUGUUGCUGGAACGGAUCGUUGAAUGGGCGAGGAAGUGAUUGUUGCUAGUAUCGGAGGAAAUAAUUUUUGCUACUAGUAGUAAUGUGAUGUGAACCAAAUUGAAUAUAAAAGUCAAAG
Aspergillus glaucus CBS 516.65 is the source of this 920-nucleotide messenger RNA. RefSeq lists its product as uncharacterized. Gene Ontology annotation, cellular component: nucleus; cytosol. The coding region runs from base 113 to 841 and encodes 242 amino acids. The record is from RefSeq and is a predicted model, not a curated record. The transcript has 3 exons. NCBI's taxonomy places the organism in Eukaryota, Fungi, Ascomycota, Eurotiomycetes, Eurotiales, Aspergillaceae.